Messenger RNA from Paramecium pentaurelia, 3408 nucleotides. Lineage: Eukaryota; Ciliophora; Oligohymenophorea; Peniculida; Parameciidae. The record is from the annotation of a GenBank genome assembly.
AUGCAUCUAACUUUAGAAACAGAAUUAGGAGUUAAUAACUUCAUCAUAAACGAUUUUCCAAAAGAUGAAUAUGUUGAUUUUCUGAGUCAAAAAUCUUUAUCAGAGCAUGGCUUCCCAGUGCCAGAAUUAAGAAGAUAACAUGAAGAAGCUAUGCCUCCACCUAAUUCUAAAGACUAACAAAUUAGUUUUCAUAUGAGUCCAAUUAUGUCACCUAGUUAUGAAGGAUGUAAAACAAAUGAAAUACUGAUUGUAAAACCUAAUCCAAAUGGAGGUACUCAAACAUCGUUUUAAACUAAUUUUUCAAAAUUAAGAAAUUCAUAAUCAACUGUUGGUGAAGACAUGAUGAGAUACCUAUAAAUAAGAAGAUUCUUUAAUAGGUUUAUGCGUUCCAUGCAUCUUUUUAGUAGAUUACAAAAACAUCAUUUAGAUAUUCUAAAUGACUCUGCUUCUAGUUAUGAUCCAAAAAUAUUUGGUCAGAGAUAAUUUAAUUUCAGGCCUUUGGGGAUGAUUAAAAAUAUGAAUCUACCAUAGGUACCCUCAAUUAGUUAGAAAGUUGAAAAAAUGAUAAAUAGAAUAGGAUAAACAAUUAAAUAGAAAAUUGAAUAUUGGGAUUAAAAUAUCCGAAUAUUUUAACCAGAAGAGAGAAAAAAGAUUUUAUGGGAUAGUUGUCUAUCAUUUUCUCGAAUAUAUUUUAUAAUCUUAAUACCUAUGGAUAUAUCUUUUGAAUAAGAAUUUUUAUACUCGCAUUAAUUGUUCAUACUAACAGUCAUAAUGACAAUUCUAUUGAUGAUUGAUAUUCUUCUAAAUUUGAAUACUGCAUAUUAUUAAUUUGGACUUAUUGUAAAUGAAAGAUCUAAAAUAUUUAAUCAUGUAAUUAGUAAAGCAUAUGGUUGUGAUGCAAUAUCAGUAAUAUAUUUAUUUGUGUUAAUGUUUUUAAAUUGGGAUGAUUAUAGAGAAGAAAAACAAUAUAUUUUGGUAGGUUUAUUAACAUUUGUUGGUUAAUAUUAAAACAUAACAAAAUUAAUUAGAUUAAGUGAAGAAGUAUUAAAUUUGACAAAAGUUACUGCAUCAAUUUUAGAAUUAGUAAAACUGAUAAUAUUUUUAAUUUUUAUUUUACAUGUUGCAACUUGUAUUUGGUAUGGAGUAUGAUAUUUUUAAUAUAUAAUUAGGUUGGUAAUUACGGUUUAAAAUAUCUAGGAUCUAGUUGGAUAGAUAAAUAUCAUUUAGAAGAUAAUAAUUGGGCUGAAAGAUAUUUAAGAUCCUUCUAUUUUUGUACUGUUACUAUGUUUACUGUUGGAUAUGGUGAUUUAACUCCUUAAUGUAAUAAUUAAUCUUAUUUCAGCAAAUCUAGAAUAUAUUAUUUGCAUUAUAUUUAUAAUGAUAUUUAGUAUUCAAUUGCCUUAUAGUGUUAAUACUGUGGGAGCUAUUAUUGAUGAGAUAUCGAAAUAUAGUGAAUAAAAGCUAUAGAAAUUAAGAAUUAUUAAUACUUAUAUGACUAAAAAGAAGAUUAGUUUUUAAUUAUAAUUUUAAAUUAGAGAAUACUUAAAUUAUUAUUGGGAAAUGGAGAAUACUCAAUAAUCAAAUGAAGAAUAAGUUAUUAUAGAACAAUUAUCAGAAUAAUUAAGAGAAGAAUUAAUGGUAGAAGCUAAUUCAGUUGUACUCAAUAAUUGUUCUCUUUUUAAAAAAAACUUUUCUCAUGAAUUUAAAAAGGCUUUGGUUAAAAAAAUCAGAACUUUAUCAAUUUAACCAGAAAAUAUUAUAGAUUAUUCUACAGAACCAGAUGCUUAUCAAAAUAAUUAUCUUACAUUUAUUGAAUAAGGUGAAGUGGAAGUUCAGUUAUCUGAUUAAAUAUUUUCUCCUGGUACAACAUUUCAUAAAUUGACUCCUGGAUGUAUCUUUGGAUUAUAUGAAUUUAUUACUGGUUAAGAACAAAAAGAAGUAUAUAAAAGUGUUGGUUUUACUAAAUUACUCAUUUUACCAAGAUUAGCUUUCUUAAAAAUUCUAAAAGAUUUUCAAGAAGAUAGAGAAAAGUUUUGUUAAAUUAGAGAUAAUCUAUUAUAUAAUUUUUCAAAAUAAUCCCUAAAAAAUUUAGAUAUUUCAUGUUAUGUUUGUUAGUCAAGAGAGCAUCGUUCGAAAGAUUGCCCCUUACUUCAUUUUUGUCCAGAUAAAGAAAGAAUUAUUAAAUCUUAUAACUUUGUUAAAGAAUAAGUUAGAGAAUAGACAGUUCGAAAACAUUCAAAUAAAUAUAAUAACCGUUUCAUAUAUAAUAAUGCUUUGUUGGAUUACAAACUAAUAAAAGAAACAGCCGAAUAUAUCUAAGAUGAUUUCUGGCAAUUAACUUAAAUCUAUGAUUUAGAUAUCGAAAAUGGUUCACCUAGUCCAAACAUUAAUAAUGGUGCUUAAGGAUCUCCUUAACAUUCAUCUAGUUCUGAUGAUGAAAAGGAUGAAAUUGUAUAAGAAUUAUCUAGACCAUCACUUAGUUCAUCAUCUAAACUUCCUAGAUAAACAAGAACUACAAGAUUAUUAGAAAUGAAUCAGAUGAAAAAACUAUAAGCUAGAUAAUCUAGUAUUUCUCCUAUGAUUCCAAGAUCAUCUUCUUCAUAUUUAAUAGAACAUUAAUAAUAACCUAAAUUAUCUAUUUUUAGUUAAUCAAAUUCACCUAACACAAAUAAAUAAAAUUCUAAUGACAAAUCAUAAUCUUAAGAUUUAGAAGGAAUUAAAGAAAGUUUAAUUACAAUACCAAAUUAGCAAUCUGAUUCCCUUAAAACAGCUAUUAAUUCUAUGAAAUAGAACUUUAUGAAAUCAGCAUUAAAAAAAUUAAAUGAUAAUAAUAAUAAUCAUGAAGAAGACGAUAAGGCUAAAAAAGUUAGAGUGAAAUUUCAACAAGCUUUUACUUUUAUAAAGAGAUUAAAAUAAUUAAAAGUUUCUAAAGAAAUUGAGAAACCUCGAAUUUAACCUAAGUAAUAGACCAUGGUAGUUCAAAAAUAAAAUCUUAAUUUAAUUUAGUAAAGAAUACAAAGAAAAAGUAAUACUUUAACUUUAUAGGAUUAAAAUAAAUUAGAUUUAUUAGUUUUAGAACUUAAUAAUUAAUUAAAUAAUAAUUUUUAAGAAGUAGAGAAUUUCGAAAAUAAAAAAGAUUUUAAAUUCUAUUAACCUCAUAAUAAUUUAGCAAAUUUAUAAAUAUCAACUAAAUAUCAUCCUAAAUUCUUGAGCAAUAUGACUCUAUAUAUUAAAUAUUUUCUGUAUCCUGCAGAAUUUAUUAAGAGAUAUAAGAACAAAGAUCCUACAAUAUUAGAAGUUAAACCUGUUUCUUUUGCUACAUAGAUAAAUGCAUAUAAAGAUAUAUUAAAAUUUAGAAAGUAAGCCAGAAAAAUUAUAAAUAAAAAAUAGAUAGCUCCAGAAUUAUGA